Molecule: messenger RNA, 849 nt
Organism: Acanthosepion pharaonis
Lineage: Eukaryota; Metazoa; Mollusca; Cephalopoda; Sepiida; Sepiidae
Source: the annotation of a GenBank genome assembly
AUGUUUUUUUUUUCUCUUUUAAUUAACCCCUUUUUUUUUUCUUCGUCUCUUCUUUCCAAAUUUGCAUCUCAACUGAUACGAACAGUGACUUUUUCCCUCUUCUUUUCUCUUUUCUCUUUCUAUUUGUGUCUGUGCUUUUCGGGCCUGCCCAUCUGCACUGAUACGACAAGUCUCUUCUUUUUCUUUUUCUUUUUUUUAACUUCCCGCCUAUUUUUCCCCUUUAUAUUUUCGUUGGGAACUGGGCACCUCGAGAAGCCAUUUUUUUUUCCUCUUAUUCUUUCUUCGCUUUCUAUUUUCCAAAUUUCUCUUCCUAUUUUUCAUUUGCUUAUCUACAGGAUUAGGAUUCUUCUUUUUUACUUCUUCUUCCUUUCUGUUUCUUCUUUUCUAUUUGUGCUGUCGUCUGCUUUACGUCAUCGAAUACGAGAAGCCAUUUUUACUCCUAUUUUCGUUCUUUAUUUUCGUAGUUGUCUUUUCCUUUCUUCUGUUUGUCCGUUUGCAUUAAUACUGAGAGUGAUUUUUUUUUACUUCCUCUUCUUCCCUUUCUCUCAUUUAUAUUUCAAUUGUCUUCUUUCCGCCAUCGCAUCUCUUGAUAAUGCACUUUUUUCCUUUACUUUUCUUUAUCAUUUUCAUUUUUUUUCGUUAUCCUUUCUUCUUUCCAAUCUCUUUUUUUAUUCUUUCUGCCAUCGCAUCUGUGGUGACACGGAAAGUCGCUUUCUUUCUUUUCUCAUUGUCUUUAUUCGAUAUUUAAUUUCUCUCAUUUUAUCUCUUUCUUCUUUUUGUUUUCCUUUCCUUGUUGUUCUCUUUCGUUUCUUUUUUAUUUAUCGUAGCAAUCACCUGACAUUUUAUUAA